ACGUACACUGCACUCGACAAGCCAAAGCGCGUCUGGCUCGGUGACGAGCACUACAUCCUCGCAACGGGGAUUGGCAGCAUCGCUCUUCGGCUCAAGCGCAAGGACAGCUACGAGACGGCCGUCUUCCCUGGCGUCUACCACGUCCCCGACCUGAACGGAAAUCUACUGUCGGUCUCGUACUUUGCUCGGAAGGGAUACCCCGUCAGCUUUGAGCGCGACGGGUGCACCAUCCAUGACGCCUCUGGCGACACAAUCGCAACCGCGUUCGAACGCGAAGGCCUCUACAUCCUCCGCGCCGAGCCGCACCUCCCUGAGGCACGCACAUUCCUC
Molecule: messenger RNA, 330 nt
Organism: Trametes versicolor FP-101664 SS1
Lineage: Eukaryota; Fungi; Basidiomycota; Agaricomycetes; Polyporales; Polyporaceae
Exons: 1
Source: RefSeq, a predicted model, not a curated record